ACUCACUCGUCUCAGGCCCCUCGCUGCCGGCGCCGCUCCCAAAACCCCCUCAAGAAGCAGCGCUGCGGAGAGAAGCGGCCGGGGAUUCAUUAGCGUGGGUUUCCUCCUCGGCGAACCAUGGAUUUUGGAAAAAUGCAGCACUGGGGAGUUGUAGUCAGACCUGGAGAGACAGUGAAGUGUGACCCAGGAAAGUUCUAUUGUCAUAUGUCACAGAUAGCACUACAUGAUGGCAAGGAGAAUGAGGAUGUGAGAGUUUAUGUGAAAAUUGAUGGCAAAGAAAUUCUGAUUGGCACACUUUCAGUUGACAAAUACCCUCAAUAUGUAACUGAUUUGGUAUUUGAGAAGGAGUUUGAGUUACUGCACACCUCGAAAACCUACAACAUCUCUGCUAUUGGCUACAAAUGCAGCAAGCGUGAGAUAAAAUCCGACACUUCUACCGAUGAUGAUGAUGAAUCUGAUGAGGAGGUUCCAUUGGCUAUUCCACUAUACUUCAAUGUAGAUGAUGAUAAAGGCAAAGAAGCUAAAAGUGGUGCAGAGAAGCUUGCUGCACCAGGGCCUGCUGCUACUCGGUCCUCUAAACCAAAGGUUACCUUGGAGGAAACGAAGGAUCCUGGGAAAGGGAAACUGAAAGCUGAUGUUGGUGGCACUGACGAUGAUGACAGUGAUGAAACCGAAGAGGCUGAAUCUGGUGAUGAUGAGGAUUCUAGUGAUGAGGAUGACAGUGAGAGUUCAGAUGAAGAUGAUGAUGAAGACUCCCCAAAGAACGCUACGGGCAAGAAUAGGCCAGCAGAAACACCCUUGAUGACACCUCCAGAGAAGAAGGCAAAGAUAGCAACACCAUCUAUGGGCAACAAAACUGGCAGUGGCAUUGGUAAGAGAGGUGGCCAUGUCCAUGUUGCGACCCUUUAUCCAUCAUCGAAGAAGGUGAAGAAGACACCUUCAAUCAAUGACACCUCUAAGCAAUCCACUGGCUAUGCCUGCAAGUCGUGCAGCAAGACUUUCCACUCCUCCGUCGGUCUGGAAACUCAUUGCAUGGUGAAGCAUAGUACUCACAAGUGAGCCAAAGUAUUUCGUGGACUGUUAGCUACUCUGCUAGGCGUUGGGUGUUAAGUAACUGAAAUGUGGG
Messenger RNA from Phragmites australis (common reed), 1126 nucleotides. RefSeq names its product histone deacetylase HDT2-like. The record is from RefSeq and is a predicted model, not a curated record. The transcript has 10 exons. The coding region runs from base 118 to 1059 and encodes 313 amino acids. NCBI's taxonomy places the organism in Eukaryota, Viridiplantae, Streptophyta, Magnoliopsida, Poales, Poaceae.